Molecule: messenger RNA, 3002 nt
Organism: Erpetoichthys calabaricus (reedfish)
Lineage: Eukaryota; Metazoa; Chordata; Cladistia; Polypteriformes; Polypteridae
Gene: slc37a3
Product: solute carrier family 37 member 3
Exons: 15
Coding region: 103-1584 (493 amino acids)
Biological process (GO): transmembrane transport
Cellular component (GO): endoplasmic reticulum membrane
Molecular function (GO): transmembrane transporter activity
Source: RefSeq, a predicted model, not a curated record
CGAACAGUACCAGGAAGUGAUGGCUGAGGGCAGUUUAUGAUUUGAGGUCACUGUUUUGCAUUAAAGUUGAUCAUGCAGUGGACAUUCAUCUAACUCCUUGUGAUGGCACUCUCAUUACCCGGACACCUGACCCACUAUACCCAGCACCAUCUCUUUGUAUUUCUACUGACAUUCUUUAGUUAUGCUUUGCUUCAUGCAUCUCGAAAGACAUUCAGCAAUGUCAAAGUCAGUAUUUCUGCCCAGUGGACUCCUUCAUAUCAAAAUGUCAGUAUGUACUUCCUGGUACCUGAAGAGGUAUGGAGUAAGAAUCAAUUGUUUUCAGAUCUUAAAGAAGCCACUGUGUUUCUGGGAGUUUUAGACACAAUCUUCCUAUUUUCAUAUGCCGUGGGCCUUUACAUUAGUGGAAUUGUUGGUGAUCGCUUUAGUCUGAGAUAUGUUCUCUCCUUUGGAUUAUGUUGUUCAGCAGUUGUGGAGUUUUUAUUUGGGACAUUGACAGAAUGGCUCAGUUUUUACAACAUAUAUUUCUACAGCAUCCUAUGGGGCAUAAAUGGAUUACUGCAGUCAACGUGUUGGCCCUGUGUUGUUGCUAUCAUGGGAAACUGGUUUGGAAAAUCUGGCCGUGGCUUUGUCUUUGGACUAUGGAGUGCCUGUGCUUCUGCUGGAAACAUCUUGGGAGCUUUUUUGGCUUCAUGUGUUUUACAGUAUGGAUAUGAAUAUGCCUUCCUGGUGACCUCCUCUGUGCAGUUUGCUGGAGGAGUGGUGGUAUUUUUUGGACUUCUGAGUACUCCAAAAGAAGUUGGUCUUUGUGAACCUUCAGAGGAAGAUGGUGAAGUUUCAGAAUGUGAGGAUAGCUAUAGACCAUUGAUUAAUGAUGAGCUAGAAGAACAAGAUGAAACACAAUGCAACAUCCAGUCAUACAACCACAAACAGAAGCCAUCACCUGUGGGUUUCUUUCAGGCUGUUUGUCUUCCAGGAGUAAUACCAUAUUCGCUAGCUUAUGCCUGCCUCAAACUCGUCAACUAUGCCUUUUUCUUCUGGUUGCCGUUUUACAUGAGCAACAACUUUGGCUGGAAAGAAGCUGACUCUGACAAGUUAUCUGUCUGGUAUGAUGUAGGAGGCAUCAUAGGUGGGACUGUGCAGGGUUUGAUUUCAGAUAUGCUGCACAAGAGAGCUCCUGUUUUAGCCAUCAGUUUAAUCUUAGCUAUUGGAUCUGUAAUAGGAUACAGCCAUUCCCCAAAUAAUCAAACUGUGAAUUCAGUCAUUCUUGCAAUAACAGGUUUUUUCAUUGGAGGUCCAGCCAACAUGAUCAGCUCAGCCAUUUCAGCAGACUUGGGCAGACAGAAGACAUUGCAGGGAAGCCAUGAAGCACUUGCCACUGUGACAGGAAUUAUAGAUGGAACAGGUAGCAUGGGAGCUGCUGCAGGGCAGUAUCUGGUCUCUUUGUUUGAAAGCAAACUAGGAUGGACUUCAGUAUUUUACUUUUUCAUUGUUAUGCUUGGUGGCACUUUGGUGUUCAUUUCUCCACUGAUCGUUCGGGAGGUUAAGUCUUCAUUCCAGGAACAAUGCAGAUCAAGGUUUCGUUAGCUAUGAAGAAUCCAAAAUACCAAUAUAGUAGUUUCAAAUGCAUAUAAAACUGUAUGUGAAACCCUGUCCUCCUAUUGUAGUGAUUAUGUUACAUUUUCAUAUUUUUAUGUCUCUUUUUGCCUAUUUUUAUGUGUUUUGUUCCCAUUUGGUGGAAUGAUUUAGUUUAUUGUUUUGUCAAAGUGGCCCGUCAUGUUUCUGUUCUUUGGUAGAAUACUUACUUUGGGAAUGUAAAGUUUACAAAUAAAUAUUUUAAACUGUUGUCUUAUUGAAUUGCUGGAAAAAAUGUGAUGGAUGUUUAAAUGAUAAAAGGACAUAUUCUCCAGGAUCCUCCUACAGACUAAAUAUACACUGUCUCAAAAGUGUUUGUUUUGGAAGAUUAUCAGAUAUUUUCAUUUUCACAGCAUUUUAAGCCAGUAUUUUAGCAUGAUCAGUUAUUUAGUAUAAUGCUUUCCCUUAAAUCAGUGCCUAAAGGGUCACAGGCUUUCAUUUUAACUCACAACAGCAGGUAAAGUGUUUUAUAAUUGAAUUGAUUUGUACAUAGAGAACACUUUCUGAAAUCCUCAAAAAUGUUUUAAAAGUAAGAGUUUUUAUGAAUAUCAUUGUAAAAAUGAUAUAUAUAUAAAGGGUGGUGAGUAAAAUAGAUAUAUCUGCAUUAAAACCCUGUCGAUUGUAAUAUUCAUAUAGGAAGAAAACAAGUUCUUUGACUUUUACAAACUAACAUUUAAUUAUAAACCAUUAAUUUUGUUAUUAUAUGAAGGAAUUAUAACAGGGAAUGGAACAGAAAUAUAAUACUUUCUUUUACAGAAUAUAGACAAUUAUGAUCAAGUACUGUAAAUACCUCAUAUAAUAAAUUAUAUAUAUUGUGACGAGUGGCUGGACCGCCUUGGUGGCUUUGGGGACCACGGGAACAGAGCUUAGAAGCUCAACCCUAUAGGGGCCCGUGGUCACCACCAGGGGGCGCCGCAAUGCCUGAGGAGCCCUGGCCCUCAGCACUUCGCUACACCCAGAAGUGCUGAGGGGAAGAAGACCAGGGACACCCGGAGUGCUUCUGGGUACGCAGCCAGUACUUCCGCCACACUGGGAAAUUGCCGGGGGAAGCUAAUCGGGAGGCACCCGGAGCACGUCCGGGUGUGUAUAAAAGGGGCCGCCUCCCUUCAUUCGAUGGCUUGAGUCAGGAGGAAAAGAGACGGAGCUAUAUAUAAAAUAUAGCAUUACUGUCUAAAAAAAUUACAAAUGAAAGGAAAUUUAAUUUAGAAACAUUUGUUAGAAGCAUACCUUUAUGUUAUUCUAAUCAUAAUAUGUUUGUUUAUCAAUAUUAUGUCAAUUGUGAAUAUAUAAUUUGUUUAAUCCAAGUAUAUGGAAAUUUACAGUAUAUGUGUCGCAUAUUAAGGAAAAUAAAACAUAUAUUUUAUUAGAAA